UGUCUUGGUGGAAGUUUGAGUUAUCUUUGGUUCUGCGUCGCCAUUGUUAGUCCAUUUACCUCUGAGUUCCUUCCAAUGUGCCUGGAAUUUGAUCAAGCAGUAGUCUUGGGUUAUGUGGGUGCCGGUCGGGUGUUAUCUUUUAUUUCUUGGUGGUUCAGAAUUCGAAUUACGGUGAUCGCUAGGAUAAUGUAUAGGUGAUUCGGGCGGUUUCUUCCCAAAUGCAUGUCCAGGGGUAGUAUUAGUUUGACAGGAAAUCCAAUUUUAGGAUCGUCACUAAAGCUUGACAGUUCAUAUGAUCUUGACAUGUUACAUUGCUCCACUGACUGAAGUGUGCUGAACUUUCUUGUUUCAUUCUGUUGUUGGGUUUUGUGAUACAGGUUUGAUUUGUACCAAUGGCUGAUCCCGGAACUAGCAAACCGAAGUUGCAGGUCUACUUAGAUGCAGCGCAUGCAAAGUGCAGCAUAUGUUUAAGCAUAUGGCAUGAUGUUGUCACCGUCGGUCCUUGCCUUCAUAAUUUCUGUAAUGGAUGCUUCUCUGAAUGGUUAAGGAGAUCACAGAAGAAACAGUUGACGGUGCUGUGUCCUCAGUGUAGAGGAGUCGUGCAAUUUGUCGGGAAAAAUCACUUUCUACAUAAUAUAGAAGAGGACAUAAUACAGUCUGAUUCUUCUCUAAAGAGGUCAGAAGAAGAAAUUGUUCAGCUCGACUCCUAUGCAAUGAUUCACUCAAACAUUGUUAUUGAGACUGGAAAGAGUCAUGAGCAUAAAAGGCAACGUGUGGAAUCAGAAGUUCCUGAUGAGGAUUAUGCUGAGUUCUUGGAAAGAUUUGGUGUUGCUCCUCUUCAAUGCUUGCAAUGUGGCACAGAGUAUAAUGGAUUCCGCUGCAAUGAGGAUACAGUCCACUUAGAAUGUCAUGCUUGUGGUCGUGAAAUGCCUCUGAGAGUCAAUUCUGAUGCACCUCAACUCUGUCUAGGAUGUGACAGACCUUUUUGUGGUGCUUACUGGCCUGCUCAGGGAAAUCUCCUACGUUUUCCAUGCAGCUUAGAUAGUUUCAAACCGAUUUCAGAUCGGUCCAUCUCAAUAAUUCCACAUUUGGCUCAUGAAACUAAUCAAGUUGAGAAGGAUGUUACGGAUAGGUGUAUUAGACAGAUGGGGAGAACACUAACUGAUGUUGUCUCAGAAUGGAUGGUGAAGUUGGACAACGGAGAAAUUGUGAGUGUUACGAUAAGUUGGUUUCAUUUCUCUUGUACUGGUUCCGCAUUGCCACUCCGAAACAUCAUCUACCACCGGAUGCAGUUAACCGGUCUGAUUGCUGGUACGGCUACGAGUGCCGGACACAGCACCAUAACCAAGAACAUGCUCGUAGAAGGAAUCACGUCUGUCGUCCGACUAGGAGCUCAGGCAACAAUGGUGGCGGUGGAUCUGGUCCCAGCCUAGGAUGAUAGCAGUCAUCAUGAUGAUAAUGCUGUCUUUUUGGGUUUCCCAUGGCCAUGGUGUUUCUAUCUGUGUAGAUCAGGGCUGAAAGAAACUGAACUAUUGAUAUACUAUUAAUCGUAUUAUGAUCAUUCGCGGCGGUCUCGUAGUUCUGGUGUUGGACGUUGGAUGAUUGAACAUCGAUCCUACAGUUGAUUAGAGCAUUUUUUGAGGCUUGUGUAAUAUGUGGCUUGAUCCUUGAAUGCCCACAUAUUGCAGUAUAGGCAACUCUUCAUCUGCCCUUAAAUUUGUUUUUUUGUAUGUUUUGGGGGGUAGAUUGGUGAGGAUAUGAAAAUUAUAGUAUGAAAAUGAGAGAAGAUCCAUUUUCCAGAAAGUAAAAUUGAGGGAAGAGAAGGCACGACCAAAAGCAGGGUUAGGUGAAGCAUUUGGUGGAAUCGAUAAUAUAUAUAUAUAUAUAUAUAUCCUUUGAUCUUUCGC
Molecule: messenger RNA, 1907 nt
Organism: Linum tenue
Lineage: Eukaryota; Viridiplantae; Streptophyta; Magnoliopsida; Malpighiales; Linaceae
Source: the annotation of a GenBank genome assembly